GAGGCUGGAGGGAUGGCGAGUGGGGCCGAGCGGGGACACACCGGCUGAGGCGGCGAGGAGGGCGGCCCGGGCCGAGGCGGCGAGCUGAGGGGGCCGCCGGAGAGGUGUUCAAGAUGAAUCUGGAAAAACUCAGCAAACCUGAACUACUGACUCUGUUUAGCAUUCUUGAAGGGGAACUAGAAGCAAGAGAUCUUGUCAUAGAAGCCUUAAAGGCCCAGCGCAGAGAUGCUUUCAUUGAAGAGCGCUAUGGAAAAUUCAACAUCAGUGAUCCGCUGAUGGCUCUUCAGAGGGAUUUUGAGGCGCUGAAAGAAGAGAACCAUGGCGAUAAGCAGCCCGUUUGUGCCAAUCCCUUGUCCAUCCUGAAGGUUGUGAUGAAACACUGCAAGAAUAUGCAGGAAAAAAUGUUGUCCCAACUCGCAGCUGCAGAGAGCAGGCAUCGAAAGGUAAUCUUGGAUCUGGAGGAAGAGAGGCAGAGGCACGCCCAAGAUACUGCUGAAGGGGAUGAUGUCACGUACAUGCUGGAAAAGGAGCGAGAGCGGCUCACCCAACAGCUGGAAUUUGAGAAGUCCCAGGUGAAGAAGUUUGAAAGGGAGCAGAAGAAGCUCUCGAGUCAGCUGGAGGAGGAGCACGCCCAUCACAAGCAGCUCUCCUCCAUGCUGGUGCUGGAGUGCAAGAAAGCCGCCGCCAAGGCUGCGGAGGAAGGACAGAAGUUGGGGGAGCUGAGCGGGAAGCUGGAGAAGGAGAGGAGCAGAGUGAGCCAGUUGGAGGAGGAGCUGGCAGCCAAGAAGAAGCGGGGCUUGCAAAUGGAGGCCCAGGUAGAGAAGCAACUCUCGGAGUUCGACAUCGAGCGGGAGCAGCUGAGAGCCAAGCUGAACCGGGAAGAGAACCGCACCAAGGCCCUGAAGGAAGAAGUGGAGCAGCUGAAGCAGACCCUCAAGGAGCUGGAGGCUUCCUGCAAAGCGGAAAACCCUCCACCAAGCGUCUCCAAGGUGUCCAUUGCGACCAUCACAGAAGACCCAUGUCGGUCCGUCGCUUGCCAGACAGAAAGCCCCUUGCAGGAGAGCCAAGGAAGCACCAUCAAACUGGCACGUGCCCUGUCGCCUGUCGCUGCCACGGCCCCCCACUCUUAUGCCAAGGCAAAUGGGCACUGCGAGGCUGAGGCACAAGCGAGCGUGGAGCCAGCCCAGCCCAGCAUGGAGAAUCUGGAGAAGAGCAAGCCUGCCGGGUCCACUCCUGAGGGUCCCACCGAAAACAGCAGCUCCCCGGUGAGGACAGAGUCUCUUUCUCCAUCCAUCCCGCCGCUGCCCUCCAGUGGGAUCUCCUUGUCUCCAAGCAACACCGCCUCUUCCUCGCUGACAUCCUCCCCGUGCUCCUCCCCAGUGAUGACUAAGCGCUUGCUUGGAGCCUCGGCCAGCAGCCCCAGUUACCAGUCUUCUUACCAGGUGGGGAUCAACCAGCGCUUCCACGCUGCUCGCCACAAAUUCCAGUCCCAAGCUGACCAGGACCACCCGUCGAGCGGUCUCCAAAGCCCUCCGUCCAGGGACCUGUCGCCCACCCUCGUUGACAACUCGGCCGCCAAGCAGCUUGCCCGCAACACCGUCACUCAGGUCCUCUCCAGGUUCACAAGCCAGCAGGGUCCCAUCAAGCCCGUCUCGCCCAACAGCUCCCCCUUUGGCACAGACUACCGGACCCUGGCCAGCGCCAUGAGCCCCAAAAGCGAGUCGAGCCCAGGCAAAGUCUCCAGCCCGCUCAGCCCGCUCUCGCCUGGUAUUAAAUCACCAACCAUACCCAGAGCAGAAAGAGGGAACCCUCCGCCGAUUCCUCCAAAAAAACCUGGGCUGGCUCCUUCUCCAGCCAGCCACACUCCGCCGACGAAGACCUCCUCUCAGGCACCUUCUCUGGGUUCCCCUGCGGACUUGGCGAGCAGUUGCUCAAUCAAUGCCGUGGUGGCCAACGGGAAGGAAAUUGAGAUCCUACUGCCAGCCAACAGCUAGUCUCCAGAACGAGCUGCAAUCCGAGCGUUUGCAAUUCCUAGAGCUGAAACACUGUCUUAGCCACUCCAUGUUAUUUAUUAUUUGGGUAGUAACAAAAAUCUGUUUGUAUAACA
Messenger RNA from Podarcis raffonei (Aeolian wall lizard), 2107 nucleotides. Its product is annotated as CTTNBP2 N-terminal-like protein. Bases 114 to 1994 code for a protein of 626 amino acids. NCBI's taxonomy places the organism in Eukaryota, Metazoa, Chordata, Lepidosauria, Squamata, Lacertidae. The transcript has 5 exons. The record is from RefSeq and is a predicted model, not a curated record.